CUCUCUACCUUUCUUUCUGUCUUGUUUAUGUCUAUAAAACCCAAACAUUCCACAUACCAAAUCCUGCCUCACCCCUCAAACAAAGAAAUAGAGAAAAAAGUAUGAGGAACCAAUUGUAUUUGUUACUUUUCGGUGUUUUUGUGUUCAUCACUUUGAAUAAAAGUGUUCAUAUUUCAGCUCAAGAAUACAUUAGUUUGAGGAAAGAAAAACAUAGACAUGAUGAUAUGCAACAAAUGGAACAACCAUUAGCAGGAAUUCAAAUCCACAAGACUGUUCUUGCAUUAACUAAAUCUGCCUCCAUUCAUGUUGAAGGACCUAUGCUUCUUGGCUCUAUGGGUGAAGAUGUUGAAUGGGUUACAAUAAACCUAUGGAAUGCAAAUCCUACAAAUGAUGAUUGGGUUGGAGUUUUUUCUCCUGCAAACUUCAAUGAAUCCAUUUGUCCCCCAGUUACCAUCGAUGAACAACAAUUUGGAGCUCCUUUUUUAUGUACUGCACCCUUAAAGUUCAAAUAUGCAAAUUACCAAAAUGCUAAUUACACAAAGACUGGGAAGACUACACUGAAAUUCCGUCUAAUUAAUCAGCGUGGGGAUUUCUCCUUUGCCUUCUUUUCUGGCGGAUUGUCUAAUCCUAAGUUGAUAGGCGUCUCAAAUUCCGUCGUAUUUGCCAAUCCGAAAGCACCUCUUUAUCCGCGUCUCGCUCUUGGGAAGUCAUGGGAUAUCAUGACGGUUACUUGGACGAGUGGUUACAACAUAGACGAGGCUGUUCCAUUUGUCGAAUGGGGUUGGAAGGGCCAAGAGCAAAAGCGUUCCCCAGCAGGAACACUCACAUUUCAUCGGAAUAGCAUGUGUGGAACACCUGCAAGAACUGUGGGAUGGCGCGAUCCUGGAUUUAUACAUACAAGUUUCCUCAAGGAUUUGUGGCCAAACAUGGUGUACACAUACAAGUUAGGACACAUGUUAAACAAUGGUUCAAUUGCUUGGAGCAAGCAAUAUUCGUUUAAGUCUCCUCCUUUUCCGGGACAAGAGUCAUUACAACGUAUUGUGAUAUUUGGAGAUAUGGGGAAGCAAGAGCGCGAUGGUUCAAAUGAAUAUGCUAAUUAUCAGCCAGGUUCACUUAUGACAACUGACACUCUUAUUAAGGACCUUGAUAACAUUGAUGCGGUUUUCCUCAUUGGAGAUCUCCCUUAUGCAAACGGAUAUAUCUCACAAUGGGAUCAAUUUACAGCGCAAGUAGAACCAAUAACAUCGAGAGUACCUUUCAUGAUUGCAAGCGGUAAUCAUGAAAGAACUUGGGAGAACAGUGGAUCAUUAUACACCGGUCUAGACUCCGGUGGAGAAUGUGGUGUACCAGCUGAAACAUUAUACUAUGUCCCUGCAGAAAACAGAGCUAAGUUCUGGUAUGCAGCUGAUUAUGGGAUGUUCCACUUCUGUAUAGGAGACACUGAGCAUGAUUGGAGAGAGGGAUCUGAACAGUAUAAGUUCAUCGAGCAAUGCUUCGCAUCAGCCAAUAGACACAAACAACCUUGGUUGAUUUUCGCUGCUCAUCGUGUUCUUGGUUACUCAUCCAAUGACUGGUAUGCUAAGGAAGGUUCGUUCGAAGAGCCAAUGGGAAGGGAGCACUUGCAAAAGCUCUGGCAAAAGUAUAAAGUUGAUAUGGCAUUCUUCGGGCACGUUCAUAACUAUGAAAGAGUUUGCCCUAUUUACCAGAAUCAAUGUGUGAAUAAGGAGACAUCACACUACUCUGGCGUAGUGAACGGAACGAUUCAUGUUGUUGUUGGUGGAGGAGGAAGCAAUUUAAAUAAAUUCACAACCAUUAACACCACAUGGAGUGUGUUCAAAGAUUAUGACUAUGGAUUUGUCAAACUUACGGCAUUUAACCAAUCUUCCCUUCUCUUUGAGUACAAGAAGAGCAAAGAUGGUAAAGUGUAUGAUUCAUUUACAAUAUCAAGAGACUAUAAGGAUGUCUUAGCUUGUGUCCACGAUGGUUGUGAACCAACUACUUUGGCUAGUUAAACUCAAUGUGUCCUGAAGCUUGCUAGAAUAACUAAUCUAGAUUCGCAUUGAGUAAGGGCGAAAAGAGUACUAUCAAGUUGGUUCUAGAGCUAGUGGUAUUUACAGCAUGUAUUUCUUUUCUCUCUCUCUCAUUAUGGUUCUAAGCUUUCAUAUUGCCUCCUUUUAAGUGGAUGUAAACUCUCAAUUUUCUGGGUAUCAACAACAGUAAACUAGCAGUUUUUCUUAGGAUUCAUUUGUAAAUUUUUU
Molecule: messenger RNA, 2258 nt
Organism: Solanum dulcamara
Lineage: Eukaryota; Viridiplantae; Streptophyta; Magnoliopsida; Solanales; Solanaceae
Product: nucleotide pyrophosphatase/phosphodiesterase-like
Exons: 12
Coding region: 102-2012 (636 amino acids)
Molecular function (GO): acid phosphatase activity; metal ion binding
Source: RefSeq, a predicted model, not a curated record